CUUUUGAAGUCGACGGCUUGUUUAGACCAUUUCCGUUAUUUCUUUCUUCAACAUUCUUCUUAUUCGGACCUAUGACCGCGUUUCUAUUAGGGUUUUUUUCUCUUUGAUUUUUGUUGUUGUUUGAAUUCGUGGGAUGAGAUAUGGAGGCUCCGGUGUCUUCGUCCGGUGGAUUCAAGCUCUAUGACCAGCUGGAAUUGCAGGAAUUUGAGGACAAGUUUGUGAUCAGAGCCGUUGAAUCUCCUGACCAAGGCUUCUCCAUUGGGCUUCGUGAUGGGGACGUCGAGCCGUUUGAUGGUGACCCUUGUUUUGGAAGUCCUUCCAAAGUUUCAACAAUUUAUGGGGUGGUUGGAACAAUUAGAUUGCUUGCAGGAACAUAUUUUCUUGUAAUAACUUCUCGGAAGGAAGUUGGAAGUUACCUUGGUUUCCCUGUUUUUCGAGUGAUGUCUAUGAAGUUCCUGUCCUGCAAUGAUGCUUUGAGAUUUUCAACUUCUGAAGAAAAAAGGGAUGAGGCUUACUUUAUGACUCUGCUGAAAACAGUGGAGUCAACUGUGGGGCUGUACUAUUCAUAUGAAACUGAUAUAACAUUGAAUUUGCAAAGAAGAUGCAAAUUAGCAGAAGGGUGGACAAGUAAACCAACCUGGAAGCAGGCUGACCCUCGAUUUGUUUGGAACAGAAAUAUUAUGGAGGAGCUUAUUGAGUGUAAGCUUGAUCGGUUCAUCAUUCCUCUAUUACAAGGAAGCUUUCAAACUGCACAGUUGAAGCUAAAGAAGUCACCUGCCACUAUUACAUUAAUUUCAAGGAGGUGUACGCGGCGUCUAGGGACAAGAAUGUGGAGAAGAGGAGCUAACCUUGAAGGAGACACUGCUAAUUUCAUUGAAACUGAGCAAUUGCUGGAGUUUGAAGGUUUUAAGACUUCGUUUUUGCAGGUUCGAGGUUCAAUUCCACUCCUCUGGGAGCAAAUUGUUGAUUUGAGCUACAAGCCACGACUUAGAAUCAUCAAUCAUGAGCAAACUUCAGAAGUUGUUGAGCGUCAUUUUCAUGAUCUUUCACAAAGAUAUGGAGAGGUUAUAGCUGUGGACCUAACUGAUAAACAUGGUGACGAAGGUGAACUAAGUAAAGCAUAUGCCGAUGAAAUGCAAAAGCUGCCAAAUAUGAGAUAUAUUUCAUUUGAUUUUCAUCAGAAUUGUGGUGGCUCGAACUUUGAUAACCUACAAAUUCUCUAUGAUCAAGUCUCAGACGAAUUUGAUAACCAAGGAUACUUCUUAGUAGACGCAGAAGGAGAGAUGUUGGAGGAGCAGAAAGGAAUUAUUAGAUCUAACUGCAUUGAUUGUCUUGAUCGAACGAACGUAACCCAGAAUUACUUUGCUCAGAAAUCUUUAAACGCACAACUGCAAAGGAUUGGAGUACUUUCUUCUACUGAGUGCAUUGCUAUGUUUGGUGAAGACUAUGAAAUAUUUAAAACUUUGUGGGUUGAGCAAGGUGAUGAGAUAAGCCUCGAAUAUUCUGGGACGCAUGCCCUAAAACGGGAUCUGGUCAAAUAUGGCAAACAGACUAUGUCAGGACUCAUUAAAGAUGGGAUGAGUGCUAUAUCAAGAUAUUAUUUAAACAAUUUCCAAGAUGGGAUUCGACAGGAUGCAAUUGAUCUGAUAAGUGGCCGCUAUACUGUCAACAGAAACAGUCCUUCCCCAUUCCAGCUAAAUGGAUUCGAAUCAUUCUCUUAUCUUCCAAUAGCAUCGGCUUUGCUUAUAGGAGGUUUGACACUUACAUCUUUCACUCUGAACCAAGCGGGGCGAAAUAUGCAGCGUUGUGUUUCUACUGUAUUCUGGGCUGGUUUGACUGCUGGAGUGACGGCUGUGGUUAAAAUUAAUGGAAGACAGUUCUGUUCUAGGCCCCGCUUGUGUCGCCUUCUAUAGAUCACAGCACCCUGUUCAUACACGACCAUUUUGAGAUUUUUUGACUGACUGUACAAAAAUUUUAGUAAAAUGAAUUCGUUCCAACAACUUGUAUAUGAGAAAUGACGUAUAAUAUCUUUUGUUUUGCAAGCGUGUUUCGUAUUUAUUGUACGAUCAGAGGGUAAUAGAAGUUAAAAGACAACCUUCGUCA
Molecule: messenger RNA, 2103 nt
Organism: Vitis riparia (riverbank grape)
Lineage: Eukaryota; Viridiplantae; Streptophyta; Magnoliopsida; Vitales; Vitaceae
Product: phosphoinositide phosphatase SAC8
Exons: 20
Coding region: 141-1913 (590 amino acids)
Biological process (GO): phosphatidylinositol dephosphorylation
Cellular component (GO): endoplasmic reticulum
Molecular function (GO): phosphatidylinositol-4-phosphate phosphatase activity
Source: RefSeq, a predicted model, not a curated record